Molecule: messenger RNA, 2025 nt
Organism: Trichobilharzia szidati
Lineage: Eukaryota; Metazoa; Platyhelminthes; Trematoda; Strigeidida; Schistosomatidae
Source: the annotation of a GenBank genome assembly
AUGAAAUUACGCACACUCAGAAAUUGGUUUGGCUAGUAGUGCACCUUGAAUGUUUGAAAUUUCGUUUUAAUGCAUUCUUGGCGUCGCGCCUUCACUGAGCUCCCGGUGUGACUGCUCGCCCCUCAUUGUGUUAUCAUGGGGCACACUGUUGGGCUUGCUAUCUGACCCAGUUAUAAGGUGAGUUGUACAAUUUUCCUAUCUAUUAAAUUUGACACUCAAUAUGUGACAUUUAAAAUAUAAUCCUUGUCUUAGUACACUAUCCAGUCACAAGGUUUCUUACUUCGAGGUUGUGUUAAUAGGUACUAACACGUUAGGUAGAGCACUGAUCAGGGUUACCCAAGGAAAGUGAGUUUAGUAGGUGCUGACGUUUAGAACUAUCUAGAGGUUGACAUCGGGAUUUGCAGGCCUAUCACUGAAAACCUCGAUAAGGAAUUGGGCGAUAUUUUCGUGACAUGUACGAGAAUGUUAUUCAGCGUGUUUUUUUUGCACUGUUUGACGUCGGUGGAAGUGACUUCAAUCUAGGUGGUGUUACUUUGAACUCUUCUGAUUACUUGAUAAGAAUUACCCAUCGUCAUAAUGACGGUCGUUCGUUUGGAAAGCCAUUGUCUAGAGUUACCUAUAAAUCUACUGAAAGUUUGCAUCGCCUCAUUGUCCUUAUUGAUAUUAAGCUUAUGGAAAUGAAGUUAGUGUGGAGUAAUUUUGGAUAGUUACCUCUGUUUUGAUGGAUAUUAGAGUUUGCAAACACCCAGAUUAUGACACGCUCUGAAGGCUUGAAGCUUGUGGAAAUCCGGUUAUUUCUGCAUGAUGAAGGUGAGAUGUGGAGAAAGCAGACGAGUAAAGAUUAAGUAUGGCGCCACCAGAAGACCACGAUAGAUAAUCAUGUCACUUGUUAAGAGUGUAGUGUAAGUUCCGCGUAAAGAGAGUGCUCCUGGCCUCCCUUAUCUACAACUAAUGUCUGCGGUUGAAGUUAAAGGUUAGAUAAUGGUAUUGUUUACAUCAGAGUUACUAGUUAGUAUCACGGACAUAAUUGAAAUAGGAGGUAUGAAUAACAUUGGGUCAUAUCAUCAAGCAGUAUAAACAUUCAAAUACAUAAUCUAGCAACAUGUGCUUAUACACUCCUUUAUUGGAAUGGCUACUUUGAAGUUAUUUCGUGUCCGGUAUAGUUACUGUCCAUCGAAAAAAUAAUGAUUUUUAUCUUCCAAACCAAAGUGCAACAUCUGGAUCCCUUGCACCAAUAUAAUUUCUUUAUAUCUAUCUAACUGAUAGGUGAUGUGCAAAUUAAGUCCAGUACACGUUGAAAUCUGGGUCGAAAUGGUGGUAGACAGACAGCAGAUCCAAAUGCAAACUGAUCCCUUAUCACUACCAAAUCUUCGGCAUCAUCGCUGCUAGCCGAUAUCGGUAACCUUGUGCAUGACUGAAACUAUGACUACGCGGAGAAAUCACAUUCGACAUCAUUCCAUCAAUGAAUUAUGAACACACAUGAAGAAGAUCCGGGAGCUGAUAGUGAGAGUGAAAUGAAACCAAACCACCUCGUGUGAAGACUGAGGUGGUGGCACCCUGUCUCGCCAACAUACAAGGCCAUCCAAUCGAAGAAAUCUCUCUGUAUGUGCGUUUGUGUACAUGUGAGUAUAUGCCAACCUCCUAAAUUCCAAACAAGCGGUACGAGAGUUAAACUCAUUGUCGGAAAUUUGUCUUUCCAUCACAAAAAUGUGUACCUGUAUCAUCUCGAGGCGAUCUCAGUUCACCGAGUGGAGAGUAUGCAGGACAGUAGAGGUGAAGUGAGAAUUCCAACCCAGAGUUGUGAUCGCUAAUCCAGAGAGAAGCCGAUUCUUUACCUUACCAGAUGCAGAUAUAUUAGAUGGUGCGCAGUGCAUAUGUAACAGAAGUCCGUAGGACUAGUGGAUGGCAUCUUGAAGACUCCGUUAGAACAUUCCUUUGUGUCUCUGGGACCUGUAUCAGCUUUCAGGAGAAAGCAAUUAAAGUGAUCGCAGACAGGCUUUUCACCAUUCACAAGGGUUUCAUAAG